AUGUCGGCAACUAUCUACUCCCAGAUCGUUGGUCUUGAUGAGAUCAUACCGAGGAUUGAGACCAGCGAUUGCGAAGGCAUCGAAACUUGCACGAGACACUGGCCACAAGAUGACCAUAUUUUCAGACCAUUCUUCUACCAUUUCAGUUCCUAUCGUUCUCAAUUAGGCCCCGCCACGCAGAUUACACUAGCAGGGGAUCUUGGUGCGCAGGAAACAGUUCGCAUCCCCUCCAAAUCUCGAACAGUCGCGCGCGCGCGUCCUAUCAGGUCCCAGGGUAUGUUGCUGGCCACUUUGUUGGAGAUUGUCUAUGAUAGUCUUGGGGACAUCUCGGAAAUAGCACCUAUUGUUCAGCCCAAGCUGAGAUAUGUGAUUGGGAGCAAAAGAUAUUCCGCCCAGUCGGAAGGUGCAGCGGUCGUCGGCUCACACCCAGGUACGCCAAUAAUCUCUUAUGCGGGAUGGUUCGAAGGGCAAUCUUGGAACAAUUUCCUCGCCGAGACUCUUAAUAUCAUGCUAGGACAGCUUGCUGCGAAUUUGAGUGUUCCUUUCCAGGACCAGGACGCCUUUGUCGUCGGGUAUUAUGGCUCGUGCGUUUUUGUCGCUCGAGGUUCCUUCUCCGGGGAUAUGAUCUCACGGGUGCAUUCGAAUGGCUGCUCCGAGGAGGACGUUUUUCAGCUGAAGUUCACGCGCGGCUAUGACCUGAGCUCAAAGGACGACUGGAAUGACGCUAUGCGUGCUCUGACACGGUUGUUCCGUUACCUCCUGAGUGGGAAUGCGAGGAUCGAUAGCCUGCGCACUCUGUUCCACCAGGGAGCUAGCGCCUCUUCUCGGGACAGCUAUCCUACUCAAGUGCCUGGUGUCGAAUGA
Aspergillus steynii IBT 23096 is the source of this 864-nucleotide messenger RNA. RefSeq lists its product as uncharacterized. The record is from RefSeq and is a predicted model, not a curated record. The transcript is spliced from 4 exons. NCBI's taxonomy places the organism in Eukaryota, Fungi, Ascomycota, Eurotiomycetes, Eurotiales, Aspergillaceae. Bases 1 to 864 code for a protein of 287 amino acids.